ACAUCUAGCAUAUCAAACUGUGAUGCCAUGCUAGGUGUAAUAAAGCAAAGGAGAGAUGUUGUACCGAGAAUACAGCACUACUAUCAAGAAAUCGUCCCCAUGUAUUCAUUGGAUGACUUCAAGAGUCACUUCCGUCUCUCUCGUCACUCUUUCCAAACACUGCUAGUGCAGAUGGAGAAAGCGCCAACGUUUAAUCGAGCAAAUGGCCCGUCAGUGAAUACUGAGAAGGAACUUCUGAUGUUCCUGUGGUAUGUUGGUAAUCUGGAAUGCUUUCGAUCUAUGGCAGACAGGUUUGGCGUUUCCAAAGGAUCAUUUCAUGCAAGUGUGAAGAGAACAUCGUCUGCUCUAGUUCAAGAUAUCAUGGCUGAAGUUAUUCAGUGGCCAAGGAGUAAUGCCAAGCUGAGAGAGACAAGUGUUGGUUACAGUCAGUUAUCAGAGCUUCAAGGAGUUAUUGGUUCAAUCGAUGGUUCACAUAUUGCAAUAAAGGCACCUUCAAAACACGCUCCAGCAUAUUAUAACAGAAAGCAGUUUCACUCCUUGGUAUUACUUGCAUGCUGUGAUGCAAACAACUGUUUUACCUACGCUUGGACAGGAAACCCUGGGAGCACGCAUGAUGCUACAGUACUCAGAACAUCAGACCUAUUUCAACAGGCCGAAAACUUAAUACCACCUGGAUUCUAUCUUCUCGGUGACUCAGCCUUCCCCCUGAAGCGUUGGCUCAUUACACCAUUUCGAAAUUUUGGUAACUUGACCCGUCAGCAAAACCACUUUAACACUACACAUGCAAAGGCUCGUGUUGCUAUUGAAAGAACCUUUGGGCUACUGAAAUGCAGGUUUCGUAGACUUCUCAGAUUCGAAGCAUCAGAUAUGAAUAUUAUCGUUGACACUAUUUUGUCAGCAUGCAUCUUACAUAACAUUUGUGUGAAAGAUGGAGAUGACAUGUUUGAUGAUAUGGUAGAUGACAACUGUUUCGACAACAGUGGAAGGGUGGCUAGACAAUGCGACGACUUGUCAGGCAUACGUUUACGGCAGGAAUUGAUUCAACAAUUACAAGCAAAUUAGAUGACUAGAACUUUAAUUGCAAUGAUCAACGUGAUGAUAACAACAACAACAAGAAACAAUAAUAUCAACUUAACUAGAACACUCUGUGAUUUCUGGACGGACAGACUCAAGCUAAUUAAUAAACUAUUUUAUAGGGCACACACAAAUGUUGUGUGGCAUCAGAUAGAACAUGCCUAACUCUUUACAUACAACAUAAAAUACUGGUCGAGUUGAAUUGGUUAUAUGAACAUUUGACAUACGUUUGUAUUUUAUCCACAGAAAUAAAUACCACUUUGACUAGAAAGGGUUUUAAUUUGGUGUUCUUAUAAGAUAAUACCGAGGUCAAAUUGGGUCACAAAUGUGGCCUCUAGAGUGUAAACAUCAACAAGUUGCUCAGGUGAGCUAAAACGCAUCAACAAUAUCACACAAUUAUAACACAAAUGAUAGAAAUUAAGAUGUUUUAUAACCUAUAAAACAGAAUUUCAAACUGCAUGUCUCUGCAGAAAAUAAUUAACUUAAAAUGUUACUGUAGGCUGAACAACAUAUCUCUGCCAAGGCCUUUAAUAAUAAAUCAUCAUUUCUAAAAACACGUGCCUCAUUUACAUUUUAAAAAUGGCAUCAACUUGUGCUUAAGAGCACAAUUUUAAUAGUACAGCGUGUAUUCAGUUAGUUAUAGUUUCUCAAUAAGCUUCUCCAUUAAUUUAUUUUGUUUUUCGUUCAUAGAGCCGAGAGCUUGUAUAAAUCUUUCAUCGCGCUCUUGCAUGUAUU
Molecule: messenger RNA, 1809 nt
Organism: Ruditapes philippinarum (Manila clam)
Lineage: Eukaryota; Metazoa; Mollusca; Bivalvia; Venerida; Veneridae
Product: putative nuclease HARBI1
Exons: 2
Coding region: 28-1062 (344 amino acids)
Source: RefSeq, a predicted model, not a curated record